CAUCAUGGAAAUCGAAUAAUCAUAAUAAUCUUGAAAAACCUGUUCAUUAACGAUAAUAUUAUACGAUUGAUUUAUAUUUCACAAUUUCUAAAAGAAUGCGAGAUAAAUAAGCCUCCGAGAUCAACCAAUCAACGAUUAGAAUAUCGAUCGCUGACUUUGACGCGCUUAUAUUUAAGCAAGACGCACUUGUGAUUAAGAACUAUUAAAAAAAAUCAAUAACUACCUCGUUCUAACUCUUUCGAAGUAUUAAAAAUGACUACAUAUACAGAUAAAGGACCAAAGCCUUUAGGUGGAAAAUUUAUAUCUUUCGAUCAUCUUAAAUUCUGGGUUGGAAAUGCAAAACAGGCAGCUAGCUAUUAUUGCAAUAGAUUGGGUUUUGAACCGUUAGGUUACCGUGGUUUAGAAACUGGUUCUAGGCGCGUGGCAUCACAUGUCAUUAAACAAAAUCAGAUUAUUUUUAUUUUUGAAUCAGCCUAUGAACCUGAUAAUGAAGAAAUGGGAAGCUAUCUUUCUCGACAUGGAGAUGGUGUUCGUGAUAUUGCUUUCAAUGUUGAGAAUAUAGAUAUCAUUGUAAAAAUCGCAAAAGAAAGAGGAGCCGUAAUAGUAAAAGACAUAUGGGAAGAAAACGAUAAAUAUGGUACUAUAAAAUUUGCUACUAUAAAAACUUACGGAAACACAUAUCAUACAUUAAUAGAUCGAUCGAAGUAUAAAGGAUUUUUUUUACCAGGAUUUCAAAAAUCAUCAGAAGAUCUAUUUUCAAAGAAUUUACCAAAAGUAGGAUUAAAUUUUGUGGAUCACGUUGUUGGUAACCAACCUGAUAAACAAAUGGAACUAGUAGCAAAAUGGUAUGAACGAUGUUUGCAAUUUCAUCGAUUUUGGUCGGUAGACGAUACUCAAUUGCACACAGAAUAUUCAGCUCUGCGUUCUAUCGUAAUGACGAAUUGGGAGGAAACUGUGAAAAUGCCUAUAAACGAACCUGCUCCUGGCAAAAAACGUUCGCAAAUUCAAGAAUACGUUGAAUAUUAUGGAGGAGCAGGAGUGCAACAUAUUGCUCUUAAUACAAACGAUAUAAUUACAGCUAUAGAAAACUUGCGAGCUCGAGGAAUGGAAUUCUUGGAUGUUCCAGAUACUUAUUAUGAUAUGUUAAGAAAUCGUUUGAAAACUAAUGGUAUAAAAAUUUUAGAAGAUCUUAAUAUACUUCAGAAAUUAAAAAUUUUAAUUGAUUAUGAUGAAAAUGGUUAUCUUUUACAAAUAUUUACUAAAAAUAUGCAAGAUCGACCAACCCUUUUCAUAGAAAUUAUUCAAAGACAUAAUCAUAAUGGAUUUGGAGCUGGAAAUUUCCAAGCACUUUUUGAAGCUAUUGAAAUGGAACAAGCUAAACGUGGCAAUUUAUAAAAAUAUAAUUUAUAUAAUUGAAAUAAAAUAUAAUUAUGUAUAUAAAUUUCUUUCUAGAAAUUUUAAAUUUUAAAUUCUUAUUAAAUUAAAAUGUUUUUAAAAUAGAAACUACCAUUGUAUUAAUUUUAUGUGUUGUAUUUAAUGGCCAAUAUUUGUUUUACAAAAAUACACACAGUAUGAGGAGAUAAAAUAUGUAACAAUACAAUUUGAAGCUUAAUAAUUAACCAUUAAAAUCAAACAUUAUAUCGUGCUGUAUUAAA
This is a messenger RNA of Apis mellifera (honey bee), 1655 nucleotides long. Its product is annotated as 4-hydroxyphenylpyruvate dioxygenase. Gene Ontology annotation, biological process: L-tyrosine catabolic process. The coding region runs from base 253 to 1395 and encodes 380 amino acids. Gene Ontology annotation, cellular component: Golgi membrane; endoplasmic reticulum membrane. The transcript is spliced from 12 exons. Lineage: Eukaryota; Metazoa; Arthropoda; Insecta; Hymenoptera; Apidae. Gene Ontology annotation, molecular function: 4-hydroxyphenylpyruvate dioxygenase activity. The record is from RefSeq and is a predicted model, not a curated record.